This is a messenger RNA of Mercenaria mercenaria, 1756 nucleotides long. RefSeq lists its product as uncharacterized. NCBI's taxonomy places the organism in Eukaryota, Metazoa, Mollusca, Bivalvia, Venerida, Veneridae. Gene Ontology annotation, molecular function: calcium ion binding; enzyme regulator activity. The record is from RefSeq and is a predicted model, not a curated record. The coding region runs from base 394 to 879 and encodes 161 amino acids. The transcript has 5 exons.
GAUGAGGGGAUGAUCGGGUGGGUAAAUAGGAUAUCUUUGUCAUUAAGGUUAAAGUAGUUAUAUACACAAAACACGUACAAUAUCUUCUGUCAAAGGGAGGUUAAACGUUAACAUGUCAUUAUCUCAUAAAAGGCAUUUGAUUAUUUGAUUAAAUUCGCUCGAUUAAUUUUUUGCAUUACAAAAGAAAAUUAAACUGUUUUUUGAAUAGAAAUAAAAACGUUGUGCAGUUUUCAAUAAAUAUAAAAAGUCGGGGCGCAUAAAAUAACAAUACUGAAUAUAUUGGUACGCAGACAAGUCAUUCAAGUAGGAAUUUUUGAACAGUUUGAGGAUGUGUAAAAACUGACUGGAGAUAAACGGAAUUAAAACUUUAUUACGCAAGGAUAUAUAGUUAUUAUGUCUUCAACCAAGAAACCAGCGAAAAAGCAUCAAAUCAAAAAGAAGAAACCAGAAAAAGACGAUAUUGAUAUAAUAUUUGAUAAGAUUGAUUUAAAUAAUGAUGGACGCAUAUCAGUUAUCGAAUUGACCAAAGCAGCGAGAUAUCUAGGAAUGAACCCAACACGAAAAGAAGCCGAGCAGAUGAUAAAAGACUGUAACCCUUCACAACCUGGAUACGUCAACAAAAGUGAAUUUAGGAAAUUAUUUGAUGAUCAUGAAGCUAACAUUGAAGCAGAGAUCAAAGACAUAGCGGCUGCUUUUCGUGUGUUUGAUAAAGACAACAGCGGAACUAUAACAGCUGAUGAGAUUCGGGCAGUGUUAAGAAUGUCAGGUGAAGAAGUGGAUGAAGCAGAGAUAGAAGAGAUGUUGCGAAUGGUCGACAUUGAUGGUGACGGAAAUAUAUCGUAUGAAGAGUUUGCUACUGUCAUGUGUAAUAUGGACUAGGAGGAAGGAAGAUACUCUUUGCAUAUAUGCUCUCUUUUUUUACGUGUUCUAUCUUUUUAUAGCACCAAAUGUUGUUAAAAUUGGUUUCUGAAUGUACAUUUAAAAAAAUCAGGGUUUGUUCUGUAUUUUAACCCUAUUGUUUUAGCAGUUUUAUAAAAUUCGUGCUAUUCUUAGUUAUAAAAGACAAUCCUCCCUUUUCAUUUCUGCUUCAAUGUCCGUCAUUUAACUAAUAACUCAAGAAUAUGCAUUAGAUACCAGGAAGAGUAAGAAAUGAUUAAUGAUACUUUGUCUACCAGUUUAAAAAUACCUAUGUCAGUAUGUGAUGCGUGUAUGCAAUUUCAACGUGAGUGACUACAUACAUAUGUAUUAGCUACUUACUUUUUCUGUUUUACCAGUGUUUUUAUUUUCGUAAUGUAAUGGACAUGUAAAUGUUCAUUCUAACAUGACUCGAUUUGAUUUCCAGUUAAACAAAGAAGGAAAUCAAGCUCUGUAUAUUCUGCGAUAAACAACGGUUGACGCGCGGACCGGUAAGAGAGCAUUAUGACGUCAAAUUGCCGCAUGACGUCCGAUACAUUACUCCUCGGGUAAAUGAAGUCCAGCAUAAUAUUUAUUAUAAUAUGUCAAUGAACAUGUCAGAAUGAAAACAAUCAAGCCCUCCUUGUGAUUUAUCGCCUAAUUUACCACGGUUCAUCGUUCAGAUGCUUCAGUAUUUAACCACUCGGGCUAACGCCCUCGUGGUUCAAUUCCUACGCAUCUGAACUCUGAACCAUGAUAAAUUAGACGAUAAACCACUCGAAGGCCUUGAUUAUUUGUUAAGUAUAAGCGUGUAAAUGGUUGUGCUAUAUUUUGAUGGAUAUAUAAAGAUUACAUAAGUUUA